Messenger RNA from Salvia hispanica, 777 nucleotides. Its product is annotated as heat shock 70 kDa protein-like. Lineage: Eukaryota; Viridiplantae; Streptophyta; Magnoliopsida; Lamiales; Lamiaceae. Gene Ontology annotation, molecular function: ATP-dependent protein folding chaperone; ATP binding. The record is from RefSeq and is a predicted model, not a curated record.
AUGGCCGGAAAAGGGGAAGGCGAUGAGAAGGUGCGGAAUGUGGUUGUUUCGGAUGUUACUCCUUUGUCUCUUGGUAUCGGAAUGAAUGACGGUCAGAUGUCCGUAUACAUUCCAAGGAACACACCAAUGCCAGCAAGGAAGGAGAAAAUCAUAAAGACGGUUAAAGACAAUCAGACGAGUGCAAUGUUUGCUAUUUACGAGGGCGAAAGAAGCAAGGCGACCGAGAACAAUAUGGUAGGCCAAUUCUGGCUCAAAGGCAUUCCAGCAGCGCCCAGAGGCGCUGCUGAAAUCAAAGUGUGCUUCGGCAUUGAUGAGAAUGGCGUCAUCAAUGUGUCAGCGGAGCACUUAGGGCGUGGAGUGAAGAACAGCAUCACCAUCGCCAACGACAAGGGCAGGCUGUCUAAGAAAGAAAUCGAGAGGAUGAUUGGGGAUGCGGAGAAGUACAAGAGGGAGGACGAGGAGUAUAGGAGGAAGGCUUAUAUGAGGAAUGUUUUGGAGAACUACGCCUACGACAUGAGGGACACCACCAGAUCUGGAGGAGGGAGGAUUGGAGCGGGCGAGAAGGAGAAGAUAGAGAAGGCUUUCGCGUCUACUAUGAUAUGGUUGAGGUUGCACAAAGCCGCAGAGGCAGAGGCAGAGUGUUUCAAUGAGAAGAUAAAGGAGCUUAGGAGGAUUUACUUGCCCAUUGUUGUGAAGAUAUACCUCAGUCCUAGCAAGCAGAAGUUUGUUACUAUUAAGAAGUGGAUUAAGAGUUUAAGUAAAUGCUUGGCUAAGUAG